This is a messenger RNA of Amaranthus tricolor (Joseph's coat), 1820 nucleotides long. RefSeq names its product cytochrome P450 76AD1-like. NCBI's taxonomy places the organism in Eukaryota, Viridiplantae, Streptophyta, Magnoliopsida, Caryophyllales, Amaranthaceae. The record is from RefSeq and is a predicted model, not a curated record. Bases 65 to 1540 code for a protein of 491 amino acids. Gene Ontology annotation, molecular function: iron ion binding; oxidoreductase activity, acting on paired donors, with incorporation or reduction of molecular oxygen; monooxygenase activity. The transcript has 2 exons.
AACUCGCAUUGCAUCUAAAAUAAAAAACAAACACACACACCAAAUCAUUAUCUCCAACAAAAAAAUGUCAAUGGAAUACUACACCUUUUCAUUAUUGUUUUUCCUCCCUAUAAUCUUCAACAUCAUAUACUCAAGAUGGACGACCAAAUCCACACUACCACCGGGUCCGAAACCAUUGCCUAUUAUAGGCAACAUCCAUCAACUCGGUAACAUGCCUCAUCGUGCUGUUGCCAAUCUUUCAAAAAUUUACGGUCCAAUAAUGACUUUAAAAUUAGGAAGUCGCACAACAAUUGUAAUUUCAUCCUCAAAAAUACUCCAUGAUGUGUUCCUCAAACAUGAUUUAGCCUUUUCAGGUAGAGUUGUUCCUCAAGCAGGAAAAACACUUAAUCAUGACAAAAUCUCCGUAAUUUGGCUCCCUGUAUGCCCCAAAUGGCGCCAACUACGAAAAAUUGCAACAAUUCAAUUAUUUACAACCCAAAAACUAGACGCAAGCCGAUUUUUAAGAGAGAAAAUUAUGAAAGAGCUAGUCGAGUAUGUACAAAAAUGUUGUGAGACUCGUGUACCAGUUGAUAUAGGUAAGGCCGGAUUCACUACUACGCUAAAUUUGUUGUCAAAUACGCUUUUCUCGAAGAAUUUGGCUAGCUAUGUUUCUUCAUAUCCACAAGAGUUUAGGGAUCUUGUUACUCAUCUAUCCGAAGAGGCUGGAAAGCCUAAUGUUUCUGAUUUUUUUCCUUUACUUGGAAAUUUGGAUUUGCAAGGAGUGUUGAAAAGAUGUACCAUUACUUAUAACAAGAUUUUUGCUAUUUUUGAUGAAAUUAUUGAUGCAAGGUUGAAAGGAAAUUCAAAGGGAAUAAAUGAUGAUGUCUUAAAAACUCUACUCAAGCUUGUUGAAGAUCAAGAAUUGAGCCUUGAUGAGGUUAAGCAUUUGCUCUUUGAUUUAUUUGUUGCGGGCACAGACACAACCAGUAAUACAUUAGAAUGGGCUAUGACAGAAUUAUUACGAAAUUCUGAAAAGAUGUCAAAAGUUCAAAUUGAGAUGGACAAAGUGCUAGACACUCAAGAACAAUUGCAAGAAUCAGACAUCGCAAAACUACCAUAUCUUCAGGCAGUAGUGAAAGAAACAUUUAGAUUACAUGCACCAACUCCAUUUUUGGUGCCCCAUAAGAGCGAAAAUGAUGUUCAACUAGGUGGCUAUUUAGUACCCAAAAACUCAAGUAUUUGGGUAAAUAUUUGGUCAAUCAAUCGUGAAUCAAGUGUUUGGUCAAAUCCAGAAAUGUUUAUUCCUGAAAGAUUUUUGGAGAAAGAAAUAGAUAUCAAAGGAAGAAAUUUUGAGCUUAUACCCUUUGGAUCAGGAAGAAGAAUAUGUCCAGGUAUGCCUUUGGCUCAAAGAAUGUUGCAUCUGAUGUUAGCGACCCUUCUUAAAUCUUUCAAUUGGAAGCAUGUUUAUGAGAAUGGUGCAAAAGAGAUAAAUAUGGAAGAAAAGUUUGGGAUUACACUACAAAAACUUGAGCCACUUCAGGCUAUUCCAGUUCCUAAGUGAUCUAUAUGGACUAGAUUUUAUAUCCCAAAAAUAAUAAUCAGAAAAAGAUAGGUUUUUUUAUGCAUUCUGCAUAUAUGUGGGUUGUCGAGAUGUCUCAACUAGUGGUUUGUUUCUGUAGUAAAAUAAGAAUAUUUCCAAAAUUAUUUUAGUAAACAUAUUAUAUUGUAAUUAUAUUUUUCCUUAUUUUUAGCUUUAUGUAUAAACACACGGUGUUAUCAAAAUUUAAAAAUUAAUGUAAAACAGUAUUCAUAAACCAACUUCCACAAUUUAAUUCUCUUCA